Saprolegnia parasitica CBS 223.65 is the source of this 2661-nucleotide messenger RNA. RefSeq lists its product as hypothetical. The coding region runs from base 1 to 2661 and encodes 886 amino acids. The transcript has a single exon. NCBI's taxonomy places the organism in Eukaryota, Oomycota, Saprolegniomycetes, Saprolegniales, Saprolegniaceae. The record is from RefSeq and is a predicted model, not a curated record.
AUGGGUGCCGGCGACUUCGCCUGCACGAGCAACACGACGGCGACGUGGACGUCGUUCCCACUGCCGUCGCCGCCGUCGCUCGCCCACGUCUCGGUCGCGUGUCAACGGCUCUGCGAUUCGUUUCUGGCGCUGCAGGCGCCAACGCCGGCGACCCGCCUCGUCGCGGUGCAAUGCGACGGUGUCCUCACCGGCUCGGCGUUCAUUGUGCGCGAGUCGGUGGCCGACUGCCUCGCGCUCUGCAACGGCCUUCGCGUCUUCGAGCUCGCGACCGACGACGCAUCGUCGGUCGCGACCAUGUCGACGGCCAAGUCGCUUCUCGCCGGUGCGGUCGCGCUCACGGUCUGCUGCGGGCUUGCGUUUGGCCUCUACAAGACGUACCGAGUUCUGCGCGCCCGGCGGCUCGUGGCGUCGCUGCAGACGUUCUCGCGCCAGUUCAAGCGCAUGGAUUCCAUGGUGCAGGCGCUAUCGUGGCACCGAAGAGGCUCUCGCCUCGACAUGGACGUCCAGACGCUGCGAUGGGAGCACGACGUCGCCAAGUGGGUGCGGGCGAACGCCGAAGUCGCCUUCUACAACAACCAAGUGGCUGCGUUUGCAAGCACCAAAGACGCGUUUCUGAGCGACCUCUACCACCGCCUUGAUAGCAUGGUCGACGACGAGGGCGGAGUCGCGUCGUUCACGUCGGUGCUGCCGGCGUACCAGGCGCAAAUCCGCCUCCUCUUGGACGAGUGCGACGCCAACGACAACCGCAUGCGCGACCACGUCGACGGUGCGUGGCGCCGGCGCCUCGACGGCGCGCCGCAGUUGAUCGACGCGCCGAUCGUGCUGCAAAUGCAGACGGACGAGCGCCGCGUGCUCGAAGAUGCGCUGGCGUACCAACGCAGCCGGCUCUUGGCGGAAAUCGAGCUCACGUGGACGCCGUCAACGACGCCGAUGCGCAAGAUGGUCGAGAUGCAAGGUUGCGUCCAGCUCGCGGAGCUUGUGACGACGUAUGCAAGGACGUGGGCGGCCUUCAACGAAAGCGUCUUGCGGGACACGGACCUCCACGUGCGUCGGCUGCACGAGGCGAUCCGCGACGGGAACGCCCGGUCGUUCAUGGAAGCCAUCUGGAACGAUCUCACGACGCUCGCACCGAGCGACGACGACCACGCGACGGUUGACGCCGACGGAAAACCGCCACUGCGGGCGGUCGGUGACGCGGCCAGGGGUGCUAGCAUGGACCCGGACGCAAUCGACGCACUUGUAGAGUCGCAGGCCGCCGCGCUCUCAGCCGAGUACGAGGCGCAGCUCGCAUCGCUUGCUGCCGCCCAGGACGCCGAGCUUCUCGCACUGCGUUCGCAGAUGGAGAAAGCAACGACCCACCGAGUCGUGGAUGUGCUGCGUGCCACAACGCACGCCUCGUCGCUGGCCGAUAAAGUCCGCGGCCACGAAGCGGCCUGCGUCAAAGAGCGGGCCAACGCGCAACGCGUGGCCGAGAUGGCGGCGGCGCAGGCGGCGGCGGCGAAGCGCCGGCUCGCGCUCCAGCAACAGCGCGACCUCGACGCGCUCAAAGCCGCCAACGAGGCCGAGACGCAGAAGCUCAACGAGGAGCUCGCAACCGAGCAGGCGACGCAUCAAGCGCGGCUGCUCGCGCGCGUCCACCCGGUCGACGCCAUCGAAGUCGAAUCAAGCGACGCCGUUUUGGCGCUCCAAGAAGAACGCGCCGAGCUGGAGAGAGCGCAAGUCGCGCUUCUCGCCGAGGUGACGCAGGCCAGCGAGAACGAGGCCGCGCUAAAAGCACUGCACGAGGGGCAUGCCCGCGAGGCUGCCCGCGUCGCCACCGAGUUGGAGGCCGAGAGGGCCGCACAUCAAGCCCGGCUGGACGCCCGUCUCGCGCAGCGCCGGCGACGGUCUCACACGCACGACGACGAGUCGCCGCCACCGGUCCUUGCAGCGCUCGAGCGAGAGCAUACCGAGCUGCAGGCGCAGAUGGCGUCGGACGCCGAUGCGCUCAAUGCAGCCGCGGCCGCCAAGGCGCGCCUCGAAGCCAUGCAAGCAGAAAACGCGGCCGACCGUGCUCGCUUGGACAUCGAAUUGCGGCGAGAACAAGCAGCGCAUGACGCUCGGUUGCAGGCGCGGCUACAAAAGAGACAUGCGAAAAACGACUCGGCGCCGACACCCGCGGCCAUCGACGACCACAGUGCGACCGUGGCCGCGCUCCUCGCCACCAGCGACGUGGACCGCGCGCGGCUCGCGCAAUUGGCGGCCGACGAGAGCGAGUCCAAGCACGCGCAGCUCAUGGCGCGGCUCGAGGAGAAGAAGCGGCGGCGGAGCCUCGUGGCGUCCGAGAACCAGCGGCUCGCCAAGAAGCUGGCCGACGUCGAGCAGCGGAAACAAGCGCUGCGGCUGGCCGAAGACGCGCUCGCGAAGCAAGCCCAAGCGAGUGCGAUCGACGCGAUGGCGGCCGAAGCCGCGUAUGCGAAGUUUAUGGCGUCGCGCCCAAAGGCGGCGGCGGUGUCGUUUGAGAAGGUGCUCGCCGACCUCGUGGCCCACGAAGACGACGACGUGACGCUCGAGCAAAUCCAAAUUGUCGAAGCCUUCGGCAAAGUGCUCGAGGCGCGCUACAAGGCGCGGACGGCCAAGAAGAAGACGGCGCACGGAGGCAAGAUCAUGGUUGAACGAUGA